Molecule: messenger RNA, 3252 nt
Organism: Cydia pomonella (codling moth)
Lineage: Eukaryota; Metazoa; Arthropoda; Insecta; Lepidoptera; Tortricidae
Product: 5-hydroxytryptamine receptor-like
Exons: 3
Coding region: 103-1212 (369 amino acids)
Biological process (GO): G protein-coupled receptor signaling pathway
Cellular component (GO): membrane
Molecular function (GO): G protein-coupled receptor activity
Source: RefSeq, a predicted model, not a curated record
UACUUACCUCAUUGGACAAACAAAGUUAAUGUUUAACGCUUAGAUCAAACAAUUCCGUCCGCACAUCGAGCUCACUAGGAAUUGUACCGCGUAGUAGAGUGCAUGGAAAAUGCCACUAAAAAAAAUAGCGACCUAGUGAAUUUAAAUUCCGAAAGAGUAAACUUAUCGCUCAUAAUGUUUAACCAAUUUUCAACUGCAUCCCGCGAGUUUAAUUAUACAAUGUGGGCUGAAUUUUUAGCAGAAGCAUUGCCUAAAGAGUACGUUUACUCCAAGGUAAUAUACGUAAUAGCCAUGGUCUGCAUAUUUACGAUCAGCCUUGUAGGAAAUUUGCUUACGUGCGUUAUCAUUUACUACGACAAAUCUAUGCAUACUGCAACUAAUUAUUACCUAUUCAACUUAGCCGUGUCGGACUUGAUCGUCACCUUCUGCAUUCUACUGGCGGUGCAGGAGAAACUGAGUGAUGCCUACAUUUCCGGUCAGCUAGCGUGCCAAAUAUAUUUCGUGUGUGUGGUCUGCUCGUGGAACAACAGUAUCCUGACCAUAACCGCCUUGUCUAUUGAGAGAUACAUGGCUAUUAUGCGCCCUUUGUUGUUGAAAUCAACUCCAGUAUGGCGGAGAGUAACCAAAAUAAUUGUUGUACUGUGGCUUAUAGCAAUUUUGGAGACAGUCCCAGAAAUAUUUACAGUAUCUGCAAUUACGACUCGACAAUCUACCAUAUGUUUUACGAUUCCGACCGCUUUAUCCAGGGUUGUGAACGGAGUACUGGCAAUUAUAACGUUUCUAAUACCACUUCUAAUUAUGACGUUUGUAUACACAAUGAUCGCAGUAAAAGUUAAUGUUACACCGAAAGACUAUUCAAGAGAUCAGAUUUUUAAUUACCGAAAUCCUAGAAGCAAAGUUAACAAAUUAUUAGUAGCUAUGACGCUGUCAUUCCUUAUCUGCUGGCUGCCGUUCUUCGCCAUCCGAGUCAUGGUCGCCGCCCUGGACGUCCAGCAGCUGAGAGCUUCCGCUGAGUGGUGGGGGCUCGGAUAUAGAGUUACAGACAUCAACAGCUGGUUUAGCAUCGCAAUAAAUCCAAUUCUCUUCAGCCUUAUGUCCACUAAAUUCAGAAAGGCCUUAAAGGUAAGCAAUGCAGGUCGUAACGAUCAUUUUUGGUCAAUAUUAUCAGUAUAUUUAAAUGUUUUUAAGCGAUUUGCAAUAUGCUUAUUCUGAACUGGCCUACUUUAUUUACUUCUACUAAAAUCAUAUUUUUUCAGUCGUUUUGGAAUACGAAACUUAGGAACAAGCAUCAUCUCAAGCCCCAGCACAAUACGUGUACGCAGAUAUAAUAGUUAUGAAUUACGAAAAAGGGUAGACGAAAUAGUCGAGAAGAUAAUGGAUUGUAAUUUCCUUGAGAUACGUCAUUGAGAAAAUUCCGAGUACUGAUUGACUAUGGCAAGCAACCAAACUACAAUAGUCAAUAUCAACUCGCAUGUACUCCACUAACAAUUAUUAACGUAUUAGGUUGGUAGCUCUGUCUCGUGCUGCUUUUUUCACUUUAUUGGAUUAAAAUUAAUCUCUGGCAAGAGUGUUAAGGGGGAAUUGCAAUAUAUAUAGUUAAGAACUGUAAUUAGUCUUAAUGAUUCCAUUGUAUUAUGAAAAUUAAGGAGUUUUAAUUUAAGUUAGAUACACAUUAAGUGUGUUGGCGUAAGCAGAGACAUGUUAGUCGCUUCGCUUGACAGACAGAUGAAGUGUGCGAAAGGGAAGCCAUGACGUAUAUGAACAAGCCAUAAGUGCGAAAGAGGCAGACUACAUAUGAGAAAACGUAACCAAUUUUGAGUUCGAAGGCGGCCGAGGCGGCCAAGAUCAUAUUGCCGUAUUUUUUAACGUGAAAAAUAUAAGAGAAUCAAAAAGAAAAAUAUAUAUUAAGUAAUUUAGUGACGAUGGUGUCAUGUUGUGUGCCGGGUUGUAGUGUUUCAGGUCCAAAAAACCCAGGAAAAUACUCAUUUCACAGGUAAUUAUGAUAUUCGUAGCGAAAUUUUCGUAACGAUAUUUUAUCAAAUUAACAGCAUAAAAAGUGUAAAAAACCAAUUUAUACAGUUCAUUAUAAGUUUUUCUUCAAUUGUGUGUUAAUAUUUCAUCAUAUUAGUCAAUAUUUUAGAAUAUUUUGUGUAAAAACCUAAACUGUUACUUUACGCUAGGGCUUGACAAAAUGUUCAUAUGACUGUAUCGAUAACUUGUUGGUAUAUAAGUAGGUAUGGACUUAGUUGUUCACAAGAUAUCAUUAAGAUAUUACCUUUACAACCGACUUAAAAUAAUAACGAUUGUUAUAAUACCUUUUUUGAAGGUGCACAUGUUUAGCGAUAAAUUUAAACUUCACUUUCCAACACAGUACUUACAUUUUAAACACUUUUCCAUGGCUUUGCCGCCAACACAAGGAAACACAAGACAGCGUAUACUUGUACACAACGUAUACACACCCAACCCAACUUGUCAGCAGGAAAAGGCGCGAAAUUCAAAUUUUCUUUGGUAAGUCAACUCUUUGCGACCACAUUUUCAAACAACUUCAACUUUAUCAUUUUCAACUUUUUCAAACACAUUUGAAAACGUAGUCGAUAAAGCAGUUAAACAUCGAUAGAUUAUUAAUAUGUUGUAACAUGACAUCACUACUUUUGUUCGCACAUAGACAAUUUACACACACACUUGCAUUUCAUUUUUGGUCACACUUUCGAAGUUUGACAGUCGUUCUAUACUAUCCUAUUUCUAUGGGCGUAAGCCGUAAACUUACACGUGCAUGGAACAUUAUAGCUACAAUUAAAUGUGGACAAAUUAAUGAUCAAUUACGAUUACUCAUAAUUUUAUCAUGCAGGUAGUUAGUCUAGUUUAUAUUAGUUGCCGUUUGAAAAUCUUUUAAAGUCGAUGUCCUGGGUAAUGACGAUAAUUUCGUAAUCACGACCAUGUUAUUUUGUUUGAAAUACCAUUAUCUACAGUGAAAUGUAAUCUGCAGCAGAAGGCAUGCUAUUCUAAUAUGUAUUAAGCAAAUAACAACAAUGACUAAGUACUAUUGUACUACCAAGACAUACAAGAUAACAUCUAAGCAAUUGGACGAAUUCAAGGAGAUAAGACUAUAGAGUUAAUUUAAUUUAAGCCGGGUUACGAAUGUUACGACCUGGGGUAGUCUUUGUAACUAGGUUUUUAAACUGUUAUUUAAUAUUUGUUUAAGUUUUUAUUUCACAUUAUAAGGAAAUUUUACAAUAAAAUAACUAUUAAAAA